This is a messenger RNA of Solenopsis invicta (red fire ant), 3485 nucleotides long. RefSeq names its product F-actin-capping protein subunit alpha (gene cpa). Gene Ontology annotation, cellular component: F-actin capping protein complex; actin cortical patch. Gene Ontology annotation, biological process: actin cytoskeleton organization; barbed-end actin filament capping. The record is from RefSeq and is a predicted model, not a curated record. Lineage: Eukaryota; Metazoa; Arthropoda; Insecta; Hymenoptera; Formicidae. The transcript is spliced from 3 exons. The coding region runs from base 41 to 910 and encodes 289 amino acids. Gene Ontology annotation, molecular function: actin filament binding.
GCAGCGACGGUGGAGUGUGCGUACCAGUGGGAAAGGUAAGAUGGCGGCGGACGGAGAUGCGGUGAUUCCAGAUCAGGAAAAAGUGCGAAUAGUCUCGGAUUUUAUAUUGCAUUCGCCGCCGGGCGAGUUUAACGAGGUGUUCAACGACGUGAGGGUCCUGCUGAACAACGACAACCUGUUGAAGGAGGGCGCAUCCGGGGCCUUCGCUCAGUACAACAAGGACCAGCUCACGCCUGUUAAGAUAGAGGGAAGUGACCAUCCAGCGCUCAUAACAGAACACAAUGACUUGGGUUCUCAAAGGUUUUACGAUGCACGUAGUAAGCAAAGUUUUAAAUAUGAUCACCUGAGGAAGGAGGCACAAGAUUACGAAUCUUAUGAACCGGAUCCUAUAGCGGAGCCUUGGAGGUCGGCCCUUCAAGAGGAGAUAACAAAUUAUACUCAAAGUCAUUAUAGACAUGGCGCUUGCUCAGUUUUUGGAAAAUCCCUUGGAGGAAACAUAACGCUAAUGGCAUGCAUAGAAGAUCAUCAGUUUCAACCUAAAAACUUCUGGAAUGGCCGCUGGCGUUCGGUGUGGACUGUCAGUUUCACCCCAAAUUCGGGUAACGCCGAAUUGAGAGGUAGCCUCAAAGUACAAGUACAUUAUUACGAGGAUGGGAAUGUACAAUUGGUCAGUAGCAAAGACGUGAAGGAGAGUUUGCCGAUCUCCAACGAGAAGCAAACGGCGAAGGAUUUGAUACGGUUUGUCGAGGAAUCCGAAAACGAUUAUCAAACGGCAAUUUCCGAGAACUAUCAAACGAUGUCCGAUACCACCUUUAAAGCGCUGCGAAGGCAAUUGCCAGUAAUGCGAACAAAAAUCGACUGGAACAAAAUUGUGUCGUACAGUAUUGGCAAAGAGCUUAAAAGUCAAUAGAAAUAGAUUUUUUUAUAUUAAAAGAAAUAAUUAAAAAAAGCGCAUUUUGCUGCAUGAGUGAAGUCUGGAGGUGUGAUGUGCAUGGGAGCAAAUUAUAACACUACUAAAUGACGUCUGACUAGAGAUAUUCGACUCAUGCAUGCCACUCAAGGUUCCUCUCCACUCCAUAUUGUAUGUUGUUAUAAAAAGCAAUAAAACAAGGAGGUCAACGUUUUGGCAUUGUCAAUUGUAUCAAAAAAAUUAAUUAAGAGCAUAAUUUCUCCAAAUAAUUCUACAUAACAUAACGUUAAAUGGCUUUGCGUGAAUAUCAUUAUUUUUACAAACAUGCUAAUUCUUGUAAAAUUGAGAAUCUAGCAAUGGAAUUUGGUAUAAAUCACGCUGCUUCUUUGCUUUAAUUCCAACUAUCUUAAAACAAUAUUUGCAUUCUGCAGCAUAGUGCAAGAUUUAAUCUUUAACUUUGGAUAUAAAAGCGAUAAUAACUAUCGCGCGCGAAGCAAAAGAUCUAUUCAUUAUUUAUAAUGGGGUAAUGGGGAUCCUUGUUCUUAUGUUAAGAGAGAUUGAACUGAAGUUGAAUUCAAUGUGUUGAAUAGCUUGAGAUGGUGAGACGCAAAUAGCGAAAAUAAAUUUAAACUAUAAUCAUGUAGUUAUGAAGAAAUGAGCAGAUGGAGGCAGUCUUUCAAUUGACAAAAUUUAUAAAUUACGAACUUUGUCAAAAAUAUAAUAACGUCAGUGAUGUCUUAUAAUUAUUUAUAUAUUUUUACUUAUAUAACACUUUUCUCCGGAGAAGGUUAUUAUAUCUUACUAUAUUAUAAUAAAUAGGAAAUUAAUAUACACAAUAUUAUUCACUGAGGUUAUUAUCUUAUUGAUUAUCUUGUCAUGUUACGACUACAUCAAUCUGCUCUAGCACAAUUUAUCUGUCACUCGAUGGUUCACCCUGACUCGAAGCAAAAUAAUUUUAUCUAUUAUAGGCAGUCUAUAAUAAAAUUUGGCAUUUGAAUACUAGAGAGUACAAUAUGUUGUUUUCGUUUUGUAACACGAAUAUAAUUGUGGAACGCAAAUAGUCUAUAUACAAAAAAUACUACAUGAUACAAAAAAGUUUUCUUACGGAUGUGACGAUGUGUGAAAAAAGUAGCGAAAUUGAUAUAGUUUACGUCAGAUAUAAGAAGAUCGUUAGACUGACUCUCAUUUUAAAAGGAAGACAAAUCUGUAACGCUUAAGUCUUUGAUCACUUGAAGCGACUCGAUGACACAUCUCGUGUAUUUAAAAAUUCGGUUUAAAGAAUGAUAUAUAUGUACAUAUAUCGUUUUUUUUCCGAAUUUUUUAUUAUAUAUAAAUAUAAAUAUAUAUAUAUAUAUAUAAAUACAUAUUCUCUGAUUAUUAUGUUACUUAUCGAUACAACAUGCUGGGGCCAUGGGUGAUAUCAAAUGCAUAAUAUAUCAAAUGUAAUACAAAGACAUUAGAUGUGUCUAUCCAUGAUUUGUCAACCCGGUACCGAACACCGUUAAGUGUUCAUUACCGCGUUCAAUACACAAAGUACGAGAAACAAGGAAACAUAAUUCUUAACAGAUAUUGGUGGGCAAGGCCUACUAUUUUUAUCCAACUUUACAUUCAUAAAGGUAUAAGUCUAUAUACAUUUUUGUUAAAAUGUAUUGUUUUAUAAUAAGUAUGUCUAUUAUAUAAUGGAUACGUUGCAAAGUUUAAUGAACUACUGAAUGAAAUAAAUGUUAAUCAUUGCGCAACUUGAUUUCUAAAUUACAUCACGUUAGUGUAGCCAUCACACGAAAGAAUCAUUCGAGUUCGAAAGCAGAAGUGGGAAGUCUCUUGGUGCUAUCGCUUACUACACAUUACACAGCCAGACAUUGUACGCGAAAACGGAAACUAACAAAGUACAUAAUAUAUUGUACAUUGUAGAAUGUAGCCUAUAGCCUGCUGGAGCCUUAAUCUGUUCACUUUUACUUUGGGGAAUGGGGCGGGUAUGGAGAUUGGGUCUUGGGGAAUAUACUAUGUACAUAUGUUAUUUGGAUGAAUGAAUGCGACAACGCGCACCAUCAUUUGACUCUUAAUAAAAUAGGAUUCGAAACGUGUGUGUAAUAUUAUUCAUACUUUGUAAGUUACAUCGUAAUUCAAGGCAUCAUCUUUUCAGUACAUCGCCACAUAGCUCUUGAAAGAGGGGGGGGGAGAAGAAAAGACGCAACUUCUUGCCAUUGAUAUUUAAGGGUGGUUAAAACAAAAGUACGUAUGGAUUAAAUACGUUAAAUUACCUGUUAGAAUGUGAGGCGCGAUAACGGAGUUAUUCAUGUAAAUACAAUCGCACAUAUGCUAUUUGGAGUCGUUGUUUGUAUUACGUAUGUAAAUUACAAAAUGGAGUGAGUUGAGGUGUUUCGAAUCUUGUCAAAACUCUACACGACAUAGUUGCCUACGAUAUUGAAAACUAGGUAUUACCUACAAUCGAGUGUAUCGUAACAUAACAAAACGCAUGUCCUUAUGUAAAAAUUUAAACACAAAAUACAUUUAUCAGUUAAAUUAUGUAUUAUUGAAUGUUAUGAUUGAUUAAAUAAAGUGAUAUAACACUUUA